Messenger RNA from Gongylonema pulchrum, 273 nucleotides. The record is from the annotation of a GenBank genome assembly. NCBI's taxonomy places the organism in Eukaryota, Metazoa, Nematoda, Chromadorea, Rhabditida, Gongylonematidae.
CUUUGAGCAGUUCAGGUCUUGCGGCAUCGAAACACGCACUGUUCAGCGAUUUGAUUAUAACGAUGCAGCAGUUUCAUGGGCUGAUGCAGUUUUCUCGGCCGGCGGCGAUGGUACAUUUCUUCUCGCAGCAUCGAAAAUACUGUCUCCGGAUAAGCCUGUAAUCGGUAUCAACACCGAUCCAAUAGGCUCUGAAGGACAUUUGUGCCUACUAAAAAAACUAUCACAUGAAUAUAUCAAAGAUGCGCUGAAACGAUUACUGGACGGUGACUUCAG